AGACAUGAUCUCUACUGAUCCUCUACACAUUAAGCUCAAUAGGACUCUAUUACUUACAAUUGGUUUAUGGCCUUAUCAACAAUCUAAAUUGGUUCGUGUUCAGUUAAUUUUAUUUUUUGGAAUUUUGUCGACGUCUAUUCUAUUUCAGUUUACAAUAUUUUUGACUUCAAAAUGUACUAUGGAUCUCCUCAUUAAUGUUCUUUCUUCUGCAUUAUAUUACACUGUUUUUAUAAUAGUAUAUGGUUCACUUAGUAUGAAUAUCGAAGUCGUGAAAUAUUUCCUGGAACAACUGCAGCAUAUCUGUGAUGAUUUAUCUGAUGAAAAUGAAAUAGAUAUCAUAAAAAAAUAUGGUAGCAAUGCUAAACACUACACUAUUACAUUGAUAGUAUUUGUUGUAUUCGGAAUAUUCGUUUUAUUCUUGAAUCAAUUUUGGCCGAUUGUGUGUGAUAUCCUGUUCCCUAUAAAUGAGACCCGAUUUCAUCUAUCGUUGCUGUUUAUAACUGAAUAUUUCGUCGAUCAAGAAAAAUAUUAUUACUUAAUUUUGAUACAUAUAAACGCGGCCACUUUUAUAGGAAUGAUCACAAUGGUAGGGACAGGCACAUUGCUCAUAAUUUAUCAACAGCAUGCAUGUGGAAUGUUCCGAAUUGCCAGUUAUCGUAUCGAACAAGCGAUGGCAAUGGAUAUGUCACAGAAGAACAACUUAAAAACAUUGAUUUAUAAAGGAUUAAUUGAUGGUGUCGACAUGCAUCGUGAAGCUAUGAAAUUUUCCGAUUUGUCAAUAUCCAAAUUUAAAGUAAUGUUCUCCCUCAUGAUGCUAUCUGGAAUAUGGUGUACAGCUAUUAAUUAUUUUCAAAUUUUUCAAUUAGUUUCAUUUGGAUUCAAUUUUAAGAAAUUUCUAAUACCUAUGAUGUCCGUACUGACAUUAGUAUUGUGUAUACUUAUUAGUGGUUAUAUUGGCCAACAAAUUAUAGAUCACAAUAAUGAUGUAUAUGAUACCGUGUACAAUGUUCGGUGGUAUACAGCGCCUUUACAAAUACAAAAAAUGAUAUUGUUCCUUUUACAAAGAAGUAGCAAAGUUUUCAAUUUAAAUAUUGGCGGAUUAGUUGUUGCAUCGGUUGAAGGUGCUGCUACACUGAUGAAUGCUACAUUAUCAUAUUUCGUUCUUCUUCAUUCUACGCAAAAUAAAUAAAUUAAUAAUAUAUACAGUAUAUAGCAAAGCAAAUGGUAAUAUCAAAAUGGAGUCUGUUAUGUACAAAUAAUAUUGCCUAAUAUUGAUUAACAAUGUAAAAAAAAUCCAAUGAGGCAUUGAUGCAUAACUU
Messenger RNA from Pogonomyrmex barbatus (red harvester ant), 1319 nucleotides. RefSeq lists its product as uncharacterized. Gene Ontology annotation, molecular function: olfactory receptor activity; odorant binding. Gene Ontology annotation, cellular component: plasma membrane. Gene Ontology annotation, biological process: detection of chemical stimulus involved in sensory perception of smell; sensory perception of smell. NCBI's taxonomy places the organism in Eukaryota, Metazoa, Arthropoda, Insecta, Hymenoptera, Formicidae. The record is from RefSeq and is a predicted model, not a curated record.